ACUUUCAUAGCUACUGCAUUUCUGCCGUGACUUUCUCUGCAUAUCAUUUCUAUAAAUACGCCCUUUCUUCCUCAUCUUUUCUUUUAUUCUCAUCUCAGAGCACCGAUGCCGGAAACAAUGGCUUCCGCGCCAUAUUUCUCUGGUCUCCCCGUCACUCUCUCUCUCCUAUUCCUCCUCUUCGUCACUACCACUUUCUCUCGCUCGCUCACCUCUUCCUCUGAAACGACGAUCCUCGACGUCGUUUCGUCUCUUCAGCAGACCCAUCAAAUCCUCUCCCUCGAUCCGUCCGGGACGACCCUCACCAGCCGACCCGACUUGAAAUCCAAACCGGUUUUCCUCAACUCUUCGUCAUUCUCUCUGGAGCUCCAUUCUCGCGAGACCCUCGUCGAAUCGCAGCACAAGGACUACCGGAGCCUGCUUUUGGGCCGACUCGAGCGUGAUUCGGCUCGAGUCUCCGGAAUCACAGCCAAAGUCAGACUCGCCAUCGAGGGCGUCGAAAGAUCCAAGCUCCAUCCCGUUCACGACGACGAUUCCCUGAUCCGACCCGAGGAUAUGAGCACACCGGUGGUCUCAGGAGCGAGCCAAGGAAGCGGCGAGUACUUCUCACGAGUCGGAGUCGGGACUCCACCGAAGGAGAUGUUCAUGGUGCUCGACACGGGAAGUGACGUGAACUGGAUCCAGUGUCAACCAUGCUCCGAUUGCUACCAACAAUCCGACCCGGUUUUCAACCCGGCUUCGUCUUCCUCGUACUCUUCUCUCUCUUGUGCUUCGCCGCAGUGCUCGGCUCUCGAGGUCUCCGCCUGUCGUGCCGACAAGUGUCUCUAUCAGGUCAGUUACGGUGAUGGGUCUUUUACCGUCGGCGAGUUCGCCACAGAGACGGUUUCGUUUGGGAACUCCGGGAAGGUGAACGGCGUCGCUCUGGGUUGCGGACACGACAACGAGGGCUUGUUCGUCGGAUCCGCUGGUCUGCUCGGUCUCGGUGGUGGUGCUUUAUCUCUCACCUCUCAGAUCAAAGCGAAAUCCUUCUCGUACUGCCUAGUGGACCGUAACUCGGGCGGAUCGUCGAGCCUCGACUUCAACUCGGCCCGACUCGGCAGCGAGGUCACCGCUCCUCUCCUCCACAACCACAAGAUCGAUACGUUCUACUACGUGGGUCUCACCGGAUUCAGCGUCGGAGGCCACCCGGUGGCGAUCCCGCCGUCGGUGUUUGCUGUCGGCGAUUCUGGAAACGGCGGAGUCAUUGUCGACUGCGGGACCGCCGUGACUCGGUUACAGACUCAGGCUUACAACUCACUUCGCGACGCGUUCGCUCGACUCACCGCCAACCUGAAAUCGGCUUCGUCGAGCAUCUCGCUCUUCGACACAUGCUACGACUUUUCGUCUCUCUCCACCGUCAGAGUCCCGACGGUGGCUCUCCAUUUCGCCGGCGGAAAGUCCCUCGAACUUCCGGCGAAGAACUACCUCAUCCCCGUUGACUCCGCCGGUAUUUUCUGCUUCGCCUUCGCUCCGACAUCGACACCUCUCUCCAUCAUCGGCAACGUGCAGCAGCAGGGGACACGAAUCAGAUUCGACUUGGCCAAUAACCUUGUCGGAUUUCUACCCAAUAAAUGCUAAAAAAUUACUUUCCUAUUUAUUUUUUUUAUUUGCAGUAUCAGCAAGCGUUGGAUUCGUUUCUUCGUAAAAGGGCGACAAGAAAAAGCCGGUGUGAAUUUUCCUCUCUAGAUAUAGGACUAGCUGUAACAAUUUUAAAUUUGCGAGGUUGAUUGAGAUUAUUUAAUAUUUAGGGUGAUAAAGUCAAAUGUAUGUUAGUGUGUGGAGAAAAUUUUAAAAAAUAUAUAAGUGUGGGGCAAUCAUGAUAACUAAAGCAAAGAUCCAAAGAAGCUUUGGGUGAGAGUCUCCAUUGAAAUUUAAAUCAAUGUUGUUGUUCUCCUUUUGAGUUACAGUAAAUUUCUGCAGUAUGUAAAUAAUUUUUUGAUAUUUU
Messenger RNA from Tarenaya hassleriana, 1981 nucleotides. RefSeq names its product protein ASPARTIC PROTEASE IN GUARD CELL 1-like. Gene Ontology annotation, molecular function: aspartic-type endopeptidase activity. The record is from RefSeq and is a predicted model, not a curated record. The transcript has a single exon. Gene Ontology annotation, biological process: proteolysis. Lineage: Eukaryota; Viridiplantae; Streptophyta; Magnoliopsida; Brassicales; Cleomaceae. The coding region runs from base 106 to 1614 and encodes 502 amino acids.